GUUGUAAUGUGUACGGUCUCGGGACUGGGAACGAUCGUCUUCUAGGAUGGAUACGUUUGGGGAAAACGCCCACAGACGUUUUGUCCAGGUUACUGUCGUUUAUCGAGAAUACGACAGAUAUAGUGCAGUCAAUCGGAAGAAUAAUUAAGCCGUUGUAUUGGAAGUGAACACUCAUGGCGUCGUCAAGUUUCUCAAGAGAACAGCUCGAUGAGAGAUUUCUUCAGUGUCCCAUAUGCUUAGAUCGAUUCCGUAAACCGAAAAUACUUCCAUGUUUUCAUUCCUUCUGUCGAGAAUGUUUGGUGUCUAUUUCCAAGAGCGGAAAGAACACCGUUACCUGCCCAUUGGACAGACGUCUCCACAAAUUGCCCCCGAAUGGUAUAAAUGGCCUCCCGGAUAGUUAUUUUUUGAAUGACUUAAUGGAUUUUAUCGACUGGGGAGGAGAGGAUGCCAUUACUGAGGAACGCCAGGGAAAAAUGUGCGAAGGUGGCUGUGAGAGGGGCGCGCGUGUCUAUUGCGUCGAAUGUGGACAAUUUUUGUGUGAUAUCUGCUCAAACUCGCACAAAAAUCUCAAAGCCACAAAAACACAUAAGCAAUUUACAGUCGAGGAAUACGAAGCAACAUUUCAAACUAAAUCGCCAUUUGUAAGACCAAUUGUAUGCCCGGUGCAUGACGGGAACCAAAUCAAGCUCUACUGUGGGACGUGCAAGAUUCCAAUUUGUCUCGAAUGUGCUGUAUACCAGCACGUUCAACCCGCGCAUGCGCAUAUCCCUCUUCAAGAAGCACUAACGAAACGUCGAUCGGCAUUGUGGUCGGCAAAGAAAAGCAUGACUAGAAAGCUUAGCAAAGUCAAAGGAGACAUUAAAGAAGUUGACAAACUCUCGCGAGAAAUUGACCGAGAGUUGCAGCACGCGGAACGAGAUGUGAGGUCCACAACACGUCACCUGGUUGAACUUUUGCGGCGAAAUGAAGAGUCUCUUAUACGGCAACUCCGAGAGAAACACUCCGACGAAAGUCAGGAGGUCUUGAUGCGAAAGGAGAAUAUGGAGAUGCUGUCGACAAAAAUAGAAAAAUCGUGUUCUUUCGCAGAAGUGAUGCUAAACCAGAGUAAUGAUAUUGGCUUCCUCUGCUUGGAAAAGCAGGCUGAAGAAAAAAUGCGAGAACUGUUAGAAGAAAGGGCCGAGGUACCUGAACAGGUGUCAAUAAAAUUCACCAAAAAUAACAAGUUCCCCAACUGCCUGACAACGGAUAAAAUAGGCGUCGUAUCGACGAGCAGAGAUUCACAGACAACUUUCAGAUUUCGUUUGGCAUUGACAAUUACGGAAAUCGAGCCGACAUUUCGACGACGGCUAUCGCUGAUUAUGAAGGAUAGAACUAGUUGGAAACACAAACUAACUUUCCCACGUGGCGUGACCAUCACCUGUGAGGGCGAUAUCAUUGUGGUGAGCAGUGACGACCAGCGCGUGUUCGUCUUUGACAACAACGGACGCUGUAAGAACCAAUUUACGGCAAACAGUCGAAUAUGGAAUGCACCGUUCAAGCCCUAUGACGUCGCAGCGACAGAGAAAGGCGAAUUUAUUGUUACCGAGAGAACUAAUCGCUGUUUAAUCAGCUUUCGACGAGAUGGAACACCAACUCCAUUUCAUUUUGGCGAGAGUGGAUUAACUAAACCACUGGGUAUCGUCGUCGAUGUUCGUCGCCGCGUGCAUGUCGUGGACGUUCCAUCAGGACAGCCCGAUGGAGCAUCAUCGGCGAUCAGCUGUUUCACACAUUACGGGACCAAAGCAGGCAGCUUCCGUUACAAAGAGAGAAAUUCCCCUGAUAUGUUACCACAGUCGGCGAAGUUCAUUGCCGUGAACAGCAAGAACCACAUCAUCCUGCCAGACUACAACGGUCACAAAGUUAUCGUAUACAACUCCAGAGGGCGUUUCCUGUACCAGUUCGGGUCAGAAGGUCAAGGAGACGGCAAAUUCGAACAUCCGUCAGGAGUCGCCAUUGACAAAGACGACAACAUCUUCAUCACAAGUAACCACCGCGUACAGAUGUUCACGUCUCGCGGUGCUUUCAUCUGCCGCGUGGAUGGGAUAGAAGACGAGGUCAAUAAGCCACGGGGAGUUGCAGUGUCAAACACGGAUUCCACCUUCAAAGUUGUUGUCGCCGAUGCAGGAAAUGAUUGUGUACGGGUGUAUGAGAGCCAGAAAUGA
Saccoglossus kowalevskii is the source of this 2201-nucleotide messenger RNA. RefSeq lists its product as uncharacterized. Gene Ontology annotation, molecular function: protein binding; zinc ion binding. Lineage: Eukaryota; Metazoa; Hemichordata; Enteropneusta; Harrimaniidae. The record is from RefSeq and is a predicted model, not a curated record.